AUGUCUGGAUUCCACUCCACGUGUGAGCUGUUGAUUGUCCAUUCUUUCGAGGCUCAGGAAUGGGCUACAUAUCUGCAGAAAAUAUUGAAGUCUUCACGCAAGUUUCCCAAGAGGUCCAUCGUAUUGUAUGCAAUUGACUGUGCUGACCAGCUACAUGGAUGUGACUUUAACAUUUUCCAUAAUAGUAAAUGCAUCGUGCUGCUGCUGACAACGGCAAUCCUGGACAUUCUAAAUUACCCUAAAGUCCUGGGAACUUUUCAGAGACUCCUUCAUCCUCCACACAGAGUGGUUGCACUGUUGUGUGGGAUGUCAGAGGAUGACAUUCCCACUGAAUGGUUUGAAAACUGGCGGAGCUGGAGAAAACUGUAUGCUGAAGACGAACCUGCUCUUUACAUCUCCACCGUUCUAGAAUCCAUCGCUGACUGUAUGUUCGCUUUAUAAUACCCAUGUUGUUUUUCUGCCUUACUUUGUUUCAAGUUUCAAGUUUUAAUGUCACAUGCACAAGUACAGUGAAAUGGCUUUCUUGGGAGCUCGGCCCCAGUAAUGUACUGGGCUGUCCGCACAACCCUGGUGCUAUUGCCAUACCAAGCAGCGAUGCAGCCUGUCAAUAUGCUCUCAAUGGUACAGCUGUAGAACCUUUUCAGGAUUUGAGGGCCCAUGCCAAACCUUUUCAACCUCCUGAGGGGCAAGAGGCUCUGUCGCGCCUUCUUUACAACUGUGUGUGUGUGUUUGGACCAUUUUAAGUCUUUAGCGAUUUGGACACAGAGGAACUUGAAGCUGUCUAACUGCUCCACUGCCCCCCCCCCCCCCCCCCCCACCCCCGUUUCCUGUAGUCCACGAUCAGCUCCUUGGUCUUGCUGACGUUGAGGGAGAGGUUGUUGCUCCGGCACAACACUGUCAGGUCACUGACCUCCUCCCUGUAGGCUGACUCAUCAUCGCCGGUGAUCAGGCCUACCACCAUCGUGUCGUCAGCCAACUUGAUAAUGGUGUUGGAGUUGUGCGUUGCCACACAGUCGUGGGUGAACAGGGAGUACAGGAGGGGACUAAGCACACACCCCUGUGGGGCCCCUGUGUUAAGGGUCAGCGUGGUGGAGGUGAUGUUCCCUACCCUCACCACCUGGGGUCGGCCCGUCAGGAAGUCCAGGAUUCAGUUGCAGAGGGAGGUGUUCAGACACAGAGUCCUAAGCUUGGUGACGAGUUUGGAGGGGACAAUGGUGUUGAACGCUGAGCUGUAGUCAAUGAACAGCAUUCUCAUAUAGGUAUUCCUCUUAUCUAGGUGGGUGAGGGCAGUGUGGAGAGCAAUUGAGAUUGCAUCCUCUAUGGAUCUGUUGGGGCAGUAUGCAAACUGGAAUGGGUCUAGGGUGGCUGGAAUGGUGGAGUUAAUGUGUUCCAUAACCAGCCUCUCAAAGCACUUCAUGAUUACAGAAGUGAGUGCUACAGGGUGGUAGCCAUUGUGGCAUGAAGCCUUAGAGUUCUUAGGAACAGGGAUGAUUGUGGUCAUAAUAAAACAUGUGGGGAUUACAGACUGGGACAGGGAGAGGUUGAAAAUUACCGCGAAUACGCCUGCCAGCUGUUUUGCGCAUGCUCUGAGAACGCGCCAUGGAAUACCGUUUGGGCCCGCGGCCUUGCAGGUGUUGACCUGAUUAAAGACCCUUCUCACAUCGGCCUCAGAGAGCAAGAUCACCCAGUCCUCUGGGUCGGUAAAUGCCCUCACACCCAACUCGAUGUUGUUGUUGUUAAAGCAUGCAUAAAAUGCAUUGAGUUCGUCUGGUAGAGAGGCAUCGUUGGGUCUUCCUAUGUAAUCCGUAUAAACUGUAGCCCCUACCACAAGCGGCGGGCAUCGGAGCCUGUGUAAUAAGAUUCCACCUUAUUCCUAUAUUGUCCUUUUGCUCGUUUGAUGACUCUGCGGAGGUCAUAGUGGGACUUCUUGUACUUAUUCCUGUCUUCGGCCGUAGCAUCAGGGUUGUCUACGAUAGCUCUGUGUGCGGUAGCCCUGUUCUUUAGUUUAGCGCCAACCUCUGUGCUAAUCCAGGGCUUUUGAUUGGGGAAGCAGCGAACCCUCACCGUUGGUACAACGUGAAAGUAUAUAGCCAGAUUCUCAUAACAUUCAGCGAUACAGUAACUUGAAUCGUUUAGGUUUAUGAGUUUUUGCGUCUCUGUUUAAAGUGCAUGAGUAAUUUACCAUUAGUGUAUCAUACUCACAGAGGAUCACUUACCCUCUAGUUGUGAACGUACAGUCUAAAAGUUUUGUUAAUUAAUUCACCCAUUUUCAACUGAGAACAACUGAUGAUAGGUUUUUAUUUUGACUUUGUAUUCAAAGGUAAUACAGAAGAGGCUGAACAUGAGGUGGAAGCUACAGCAAAAAUAGAAGCAAAAACACAGUGUGAGAUCCCUGUAGUUAUGAACCCCAAAGCUGAGGGGACAGAGGAAGGGUCAGUGACAGAACCAGAGUGUAUCCAGGACGACAGUGACGAUGUGAGAACAGAGAUCUACCCAAACCAGGCAACGAGCCCCACACAUCCCACCUGCCUCACUGUUCAACCAAACAGAGUUUUAUGCGGGGUAAGAAUUGGUUAACAUACUUUAUAGACAACGCUGUAAUGGUACUGAACAAUGUUUAAAGAUUUCAUCUGGAAAACACCGCAUGAGGAAAAAUGUAUCUUACAUAACAGGUACAUGAUACUGUCAUAAGUGUAAAAGUUGUUGGAGUGUAUAAUGUCGGACAACCAUUCCUCUUGGUACUAUAUUUAAUUUGUGUGCAUUUUUAAAAAUAAUGUAUUGAUUAAUAUCGAGACACACCCUCAAAUCACCCUCAAAUUGUAAUCAGCUCAGGAUAACUUUAUUUGCAAUUGCAGUUUUUUGAGCAAACAACUAUUAAGCAUAGAAUGCAAUGUUUUCUGUAUCUAAUGUCUCCAUGAUAUCUGUACCUGUUUUUCAGGACCAUGCAACUAUUUUUAUCAUCUUUUCUAAUAAACUGGACAACCAGUUGAAAAUGGAGGUGGAGUUUUCCUCUGAAGAUUCAACUGCAAAACGGGUUCUAGGGAUUUAUGAGAAUGAAUACACUAUCAGUGUUAAUGCGCCUGGUAAGUAAACAACCUUUAGAGGCUUUCAAUCACAAAUCGAAAGAGGAACUUUUAGACCACUUACCCCAGUCUUCUAUUUCACUUUCACAUUCCUAAUAUGGACAUUUCUUCCACCAAUGUGAAUAACUUGAAGUGAUUUGAUAAGCCAAUAGGCCGUACAGUAGAUAUACAGGAUGCUAACUCAGAUAAAUGCUAUCCUUCCCAGAUAUGCCAGCAGGAGAGGUGACACUCACUCUGUAUAGCAACGGCUCACCAGUCUGUUUGAGGCCUGUAACAUACUACACAGUCAUGGGAGAAAUCAGCAGUUACCUUGAACAUGCAGCUGCUCCCUUGGACUUUAUGUGUCAGGUGAGAGUCAGCUCAGUAUAGAGUAAAAACAUGAUGCUCUGCAGAUGGUCAUACUAUCAACAACCUAUCUGUGGUCUAAGGCACUGCAUCGCAGUGCUAACUGUGCCACUAGAGAUCCUGGUUCGAAUCCAGGCUCUGUCGCAGCCGGCCGCGACCAGGAGACUCAUGGGCGGCGCACAAUUGGCCCAGCGUCGUCCAGGGUAGGGGAGGGAAUGGCCGGCAGGGAUGUAGCUCAGUUGAUAGAGCAUGGCGUUUGCAAUGCCAGGGUUGUGGGUUCGAUUCCCACGGGGGGCCAGUAUAAAAAAACAAAUGUAUUCACUAACUGUAAGUCGCUCUGGAUAAGAGCGUCUGCUAAAUGACUAAAAUGUAAAUGUAAAUGUUGAUAAGCAACUGCUUGCUAAGGUUACGGUUAGGGUUAGGUUUAGAAUAAGGAUUAGCGUAAGUGUUAAGGUUAGGGUAAGGGUUAAGUUUAGGGUUAACAUAAGGGUUAAGGUUAGGGUUAGGGUUAGGGUAAGGGUUAAGUUUAGGGUUAACAUAAUUGUUAAGGUUAGGGUUAGGGCUAGGGUAGGGUUAGGGUUAGUAGAUAGUUGAAAUGUUACUGAUAGUCUGCAAAUAGUCUGUUAAGCAUCUACAGAUGGACUAUCCAAAUAAAGUGUUACCUAAAAAUACAAUACUGAAUAAUGACAAAUUCCGAUUUCAACAACUAAAUAUAUUGAUUUUGAUUGAGACAUUGUUCAAUGACAUUGAACGUGUGAUCUCACACUGACCAAAACCUCAAGAAAGCCCCAAAAAUAUUUGGUUAAAUUCUUUAGACUGGACGUAUUAUUUUUUCUUUAAUAGAGUGUUGUUCAUUUCUGUGUUUCUAGGCAUUCAAUAUAACAUCCAAUACCACAGAGUCACUUGACAAUUUGCUGACAGACUCAUUACAAUGCAGGAUCCCUGCAAGUGGACUUCAUGUGUUUGGAAUCAGACAGCUAGAGGAAGAAAAUAUGGCUGCAAGUAAGUGCCUAACUUUUUUACCAGAAAAUAUAAUGGAAAGAUACAUUUGUCUACACACCAACAGUUCUAUCGAAACUGGUAUGCAUGUUUUUGUGAUAAGGCAAAACAAUGUGCUAGUUAAUUGCUAGUGAAUACUUACACUACAUUGUUGUGAAUGUUUCACAAGAGAGUAAGGGGAGUUUCUCAAAUAGUUUAACUAAUCUUAGUUAGGCAUUUAUAAGUCAUUCUUCAAAACCAAGACAAAAAAAAAUAGAGAAUGGAGUAAUACAAUUUUAUGACAGUGUAAGACAGUUGUAAUAAGCAAGCCCAAAAUGCAUUUGUAAGUUAUAUUCUUAUUUAAUUCAUUGAAAAGUAUCAUUUAAUGACAGGGACUCUUACGGAUUGCCUUUAAAUGACAGAUUGUGCCUCUAAAUGUACUCUGACAGUCAAAUGUGUCCCUAGUUGGAUGUAUAGUGCAUUCGGAAAGUUUAAAGACCACUUGACUUUGUCCACAUUUUGUUACGUUACAGCCUUAUUCUAAAAUUGAUUAAAAAUAUAUAUAUAUAUUCUCAUCAAUCUACACACAAUACCCCAUAAUGACAAAGCACAUUUAUUAAAUAUAAAAAACUGGGCCUCCCGAGUGGCGCAGCAGUCUAAGGCACUGAUCAGUGCUAGAGGCGUCACUACAGAUCCGGGUUCGAUCCCGGGCUGUGUCUCAACCGGCCGUGACCGGGAGACCCAUGAGGCGGCACACAAUUGGCCCAGCGUCGUGCCGGGUUAGGGGAGGGUUUGGCCGGCUGGGAUGUCCUUGUCCCAUCGCGCUCUAGCAACUCCUUGUGGCGGCCGGGCGCAUGCACGCUGGCUUCGGUCGCCAGCUGUACAGUGUUUCCUCUGACACAUUGGUGAGGCUGGCUUCCAGGUUAAGCGAGCAGUGUGUCAAGAAGCAGUGCGGCUUGGUGAGGUCGUGUUUCGGAGGACGCAUGGCUCUCGACCUUCACCUCUCCCGAGUCCGCACGGGCGUUGCAGCGAUGGGACAAGACUGUACCUACUAAUUGGGGAGAAAAAGGGGUAAUAAAUAAUGAAAUAUCAUAUUUACAUAAGUAUUCAGUACUUUGUUGAAACACCUUUGGCAGCGAUUACAGCCUCGAGUCUUCUUGGGUAUGACGCUACAAGCUUGGCACACCUGUAUUUGGGAAGUUUCUCCCAUUUUUCUCUGCAGAUCAUCUCAAGCUCUGUCAGGUUGGAUGGGGAGCGUUGCUGCACAGCUAUUUUCAGGUCUCUCCAGAGAUGUUCGAUCGGGUUCAAGUCGGGGCUCUGACUGGGCCACUCAAGGACAUUCAGAGACUUGUCCCGAAGCCACUCCUGCGUUGUCUUGGCUGUGUGCUUAGGGUCGUUGUACUGUUGGAAGGUGAACCUUUGCCCCAGUCUGAGGUCCUGAGCAUUCUGGAGAAGGUUUUCAUCAAGGAUCUCUCUGGACUUUGCUCCGUUCAUCUUUCCCUCGAUCCUGACUAGUCUCCCAGUCCCUGCCGCUGAAAAACAUCCCCACUGCGUGAUGCUGCCACAACCAUGCUUCACCAUAGGGAUGGUAUUGGCCAGGUGAUGAGCGGUGCCUGGUUUCCUCCAGACGUGACAUGUGACAGACGUGACACUUGGUCUGAGAGCCCUUUAGGUGCCUUUUGGCAUAUAAAGGCCUGAUGAUCAAUGGAAACAGGAUGCACCUGAGCUCAAUUUCGAGUCUUAUAGCAAAGGGUCUGAAUUUUUAUGUAAAUAAGGUAUUUCUGUUUUGUAUUUUUUAUACUUUUGCAAAAAAAUCUAAAAACCUGUUUUCACUUUGUCGUUAUGGGGUAUUGUGUGUAGAUUGAUGAGGAUCUUUAUUUAUUUAAUCCAUUUUAGAAUAAAGUUGUAAAGUAACAAAAUGUGGAAAAAGUGAAGGGGUCUGAAUACUUUCUGAAUGCACUGUAUUUAAACCCAUUUUAGCAGACAGUUAGUCAGUCAGAUUAGGGUGACUAGGGUUGUGGUUAUGAAAUUAGAUAAAUGGGACACUUAGAAAAAAGGUUUCUCUACCAUUCACCUGCUAUAAUCCUAUAUGGGACAUCUGAAUAAUCUGGGACAUGGCCACUGUCACUGAUUAUCAAAAUGCUUUAUCUGGACAUCCAAAAAUGUUAUCUGGACAUAAAAAAUGCCAUCUGGGUCAUUCCACGAAUAGAAUGCCUUUUAUGCCCUAGUGACAUCUUUUAUUAAAAACUAUAUUUAACAGUUGGAUCACGUACAUCUACCCUCUAAUUAAACCAUGUAAAAAAAAAAUCCAAUAGUAGUUUAUUUUAUGUUUGUUUUCUCUUAAAAUCCCAAUUGUGGCAUGUCCCAUGUCAUGUUUGUCUGACCUUUUAGGAAAAAAAUGUCCCUAUGUUUUCACUAUCACUGUAAAGCCCUAGUUAUUUUGUUGCUUUGCAACAAAGUCAUUUCUGAAGAUUAUUAUUUAUUUAAUGUGAUUAGUGACUAAUUUACAUUUGUCCCUCAGGUUAAGGUCAACCCUUUAACUCAAAUCAAAUCAAAUCAAAUUUUAUUGGUCACAUGCGCCGAAUACAACAGGUGCAGACAUUACAGUGAAAUGCUUACUUACAGCCCUUAACCAACAGUGCAUUUAUUUUAAACAAAAAAGUAAGAAUAAAACAACAACAAAAAAAGUGUUGAGAAAAAAAGAGCAGAAGUAAAAUAAAGUGACAGUAGGGAGGCUAUAUAUACAGGGGGGUACCAUUGCAGAGUCAAUGUGCGGGGGCACCGGCUAGUUGAGGUAGUUGAGGUAAUAUGUACAUGUGGGUAGAGUUAAAGUGACUAUGCAUAAAUACUUAACAGAGUAGCAGCAGCGUAAAAAGGAUGGGGUGGGGGGGCAGUGCAAAUAGUCCGGGUAGCCAUGAUUAGCUGUUCAGGAGUCUUAUGGCUUGGGGGUAGAAGCUGUUGAGAAGUCUUUUGGACCUAGACUUGGCACUCCGGUACCGCUUGCCGUGCGGUAGCAGAGAGAACAGUCUAUGACUAGGGUGGCUGGAGUCUUUGACAAUUUUGAGGGCCUUCCUCUGACACCGCCUGGUAUAGAGGUCCUGGAUGGCAGGAAGCUUUGCCCCAGUGAUGUACUGGGCCGUACGCACUACCCUCUGUAGUGCCUUGCGGUCAGAGGCCAAGCAGUUGCCAUACCAGGCGGUGAUGCAACCAGUCAGGAUGCUCUCGAUGGUGCAGCUGUAGAAUUUUUUGAGGAUCUGAGGACCCAUGCCAAAUCUUUUUAGUCUCCUGAGGGGGAAUAGGCUUUGUCGUGCCCUCUUCACGACUGUCUUGGUGUGUUUGGACCAUGAUAGUUCGUUGGUGAUGUGGACACCAAGGAACUUGAAGCUCUCAACCUGUUCCACUACAGCCCCGUCGAUGAGAAUGGGGGCGUGCUCAGUCCUCUUUUUUUUCCUGUAGUCCACAAUCAUCUCCUUUGUCUUGGUCACGUUGAGGGAGAGGUUGUUGUCCUGGCACCACACGGCCAGAUCUCUGACCUCCUCCCUAUAGGCUGUCUCAUCGUUGUCGGUGAUCAGGCCUACCACUGUUGUGUCGUCGGCAAACUUAAUGAUGGUGUUGGAGUCGUGCCUGGCCAUUCAGUCAUGGGUGAACAGAGAGUACAGGAGGGGACUGAGCACGCACCCCUGAGGGGCCCCCGUGUUGAGGAUCAUUGUGGUAGAUGUGUUGUUACCUACCCUUACCACCUGGGGGCGGCCCGUCAGGAAGUCCAGGAUCCAGUUGCAGAGGGAGGUGUUUAGUCCCAGGAUCCUUAGCUUAGUGAUGAGCUUAGAGGGCACUAUGGUGUUGAAUGCUGAGCUGUAGUCAAUGAAUAGCAUUCUCACGUAGGUGUUCCUCUUGUCCAGGUGGGAAAGGGCAGUGUGGAGUGCGAUAGAGAUUGCAUCAUCUGUGGAUCUGUUGGGGCGGUAUGCAAAUUGGAGUGGGUCUAGGGUUUCUGGGAUUAUGCUGUUGAUGUGAGCCAUGACCAGUCUUUCAAAGCACUUCAUGGCUACAGACGUCAGUGCUACGGGUCGGUAGUCAUUUAGGCAGGUUAUCUUAGAGUUCUUGGGCACGGGGACUAUGGUGGUCUGCUUGAAACAUGUUGGUAUUACAGACUCAGUCAGGGACAUGUUGAAAAUGUCAGUGAAGACACUUGCCAGUUGGUCAGCACAUGCUCGGAGUACACGUCCUGGUAAUCCGUCUGGCCCUGCGGCCUUGUGAAUGUUGACCUGCUUAAAAGUCUUACUCACAUCGGCUACGGAGAGCGUGAUCACAUAGUCAUCCGGAACAGCUGGUGCUCUCAUGCAUGCUUCAGUGUUGCUUGCCUCGAAGCGAGCAUAGAAGUGGUUUAGCUCGUCUGGUAGGCUUGUGUCACUGGGCAGCUCGCGGCUGUGCUUCCCUUUGUAGUCUGUAAUAGUUUUCAAGCCCUGCCACAUCCGACGAGCGUCAGAGCCAGUGUAGUAUGAUUCAAUCUUAGACCUGUAUUGACUCUUUGCCUGUUUGAUGGUUCGUCGGAGGUCAUAGCGGGAUUUCUUAUAAGCGUCCGGGUUAGAGUCCCGUUCCUUGAAAGCGGCAGCUCUACCCUUUAGCUCAGUGCGGAUGUUUCCUGUAAUCCAUGGCUUCUGGUUGGGGUAUGUACGUACGGUCACUGUGGGGACGACAUCAUCGAUGCACUUAUUGAUGAAGCCCGUGACUGAUGUGGUGUACUCCUCAAUGCUGUCUGAAGAAUCCUGGAACAUGUUCCAGUCUGUGCUAGCAAAACAGUCCUGUAGCUUAGCAUCUGCGUCAUCUGACCACUGAACUGUUAACUGAACUUAACUCUCUUUUUAAUAUGGUAAAAGUUGUCUUUUUUAAAGAAAUGUUUCUAAAGAAACAUUGAACAUCUAAAAGUCAAGUAAUAGUAUAUUCUUUCUGGCCAUUUCCAGAAAUGUAGUGUCGAGCAUAACACGUCAACCCUGUUACCCAUAGAUAGAUAGGCUAGGAAUGUUUCAACAAGUUCAAAUGUUUUGUUAAGCUUGCAUUUAAUUGCCCCUCCUUAUUGCACACAACAAGCUUCUAUUCCCCCUGUCACAAGGGGAGUUAUGGCUAAUUUAAGAUGAGAUCAACCCUGUUACGUCAACCUUGUUACUUUAAUUAUCACCUUUUAUAGUCAUUGUUCUUAAUUUAACCUAUGGAGAUGGGAGAACAUGGUUAUUAUGAAGUUGGACAUGUGCUCUUUAUGACAAUAUUAAAAUUGGGUGACAUUUUUGGGGGACAAAAUUACACUAUCCAAAAGGCACUCUGUUCGUGCACUCUUAGAAAAAUUAAGUUAUAUCUAGUACCUAAAAGGGUUCUUCGGCUGUCCCCAUAGGAUUUCCCUUUGACAAACCCUUUUUGGUUCCAGGUAAAACCCUUUCUGGUUCGAGGUAGAACCAUUUCAACUUAUAUCCUGAUAGUUUUCAAGUCCUCAAGAACGUUCAGAACAAGUGGAAUAGAUGACAUCGAUGAAUUUGUUUUGUCACUCAGAUCAGCGAAAGGAGGAGCUUCCCACUCUGCUUCAUUUUGCUGCAAAGUAUGGGCUGAAGAAGCUUACCACAGUCCUGCUUCAGUGUCCAGGUGCCUUACAGGCCUACAGCGUGAUGAAUAAGAAUGGAGACUACCCAAAUACAUUGGCAGAGAAGAGCGGCUUCUCUGACCUGAGACAGUUCAUAGACGACUUUGUGGUAAGUCCAUUGUUAGUAUUUUAAUUUCGUGAUGUAUUUAUCUUGUAUCUCUGUAGUGUGAUCUCAAUGAUGUCAUUGACCACAGCCAGCUCACUGUCACUUGUACCAAAUGGAAGUGCAUUAUGCUUAUACUCUGAAUUGCACAAGAAUGAAUGAAAAGCUACUGGUAAAUGUUAUUGUUGGAACUUUCUGAAAACAUAUAUUUAGUGAAGACUAUGUGCACGAUAUCUCCUCUGUAGGAGACAGCUGACAUGCUGAAGUUUCAUAUCAAAGAAUCCAUCUCGGCUGAAGAAGAUGAGGAGGUGUACGAGACCAUUUCCAACUCCUCUCAAGAUAUCAUCAUGAACGACUCCCUAAACCCUGGGUGUCAAGAAGACAUCUAUGAGACCAUGAUGGGCUUAAACCCCGACUGCAUGGAAGACCUAUGUAUGACUAAUUAUGACUAAUCACAUGAAGUACCAUCUCUCUUUGAUGAUGAUGAUGUUAAUGAUAAUGAUGAUGUUGAAGAUCUUUUAAUAUUUUAUUUCCCACAGAUGAGGACAUGGAGAAGGCAUUAGGAGAGCCUCAUAACCCAGAGGAAUUCAUACUUAGAAAGUUCUUUCAAGGUAAAUUCACAAAAUACUGUACUGUAUUGUACUGUAAUUGGACUUGUGGACUUAAGUAUGGUUUAUAGUCUAGAUAUUCAGAUCCUAAAAUGCCUCUCUCUUUUUUACAAGUGAUGUGGCUUUUUUUGUUGUUGUUGGUAAACCUGAUGUAGGUGUGCCCCAAGUUGGGGAGCAUACAACUGAUGAAGAGGUGGGAGACCAGGUGGAAGAACCAGAGGGGUUUGAGGAAGAGGAAACCUACAGCAUGUAUGUUUCUGAUCAAAUCUAUGACACGGUGGACGAGAUUGCGAGCUAUAUCCCGGAAAUUGUCAACCGUCCACCAGCCCCCAUUCCAAGACCCGAAACAUUUUCAGAGCCUGAGGAGUCCAAUACCUACAUCUCAAGAGGUAGAUAGCUAAAGUGUUCUCCAAAGGUAUUAGCUAGUGCAUGAGUUGCCAAACCAGUGUUAUGUAUUUUAGGUCGAGGUGAAUAACUAUGAUUUUUGAUUCACAGUGUUUUCAGCAAAAGAAGAAUCAAAUCCACAGAGGGACCUCAGAGAAACAGAGUCAGCCACUGGUAUGUAUCAAAUAUACAUUGUUAUUUGUCCUGAAUCACAUCUUCUCCACUAAUUAGUAAACAAUGUAUGUGCCUCCAAACCUCCAGUGAUGCCUGUGAGAGACAGAGCCUCCACCUCCUCUUCCCACGACCCCUAUGCUGAGACGAGGACCCAAGGCCAGAGGCAGCUUAUAGCCUUGCAGGAGAAGGUGAAGGUGGGGGUCAUGAGUGUGGAUGAUGCUGUCAAGGAAUUUAAGGCCUGGCAGUUUGACGAGGAUAGGAGAUCUCAGUCUCUGCGCAAUCAAAAGGUACAGUAGUAGAUUAUAGUUAAUACUCAUAUCUCUUGGCAGAACACAAUAAACAUAUAUUUUCUGUGGCUCAAUGAUAACCUGAAACACUACCUCCAUGAAUAAAGACAGAAAAAUGUGUCACAGGAAAACUUGAAAAGAUUACGACACAGCAUUACCAGACGCCACAAAGAGAGGGAGAAGUUUGGGAAGGAGAUCGGUAAGAAUAUUUGGAGACUACUAGCUAGAGUGAGGGAAAAAAGUAUUUGAUCCCCUGCUGAUUUUGUACGUUUGCCCACUGACAAAGAAAUGAUCAGUCUAUAAUUUUAAUGGUAGGUUUAUUUGAACAGUGAGAGACAGAAUAACAACAAAAAAAUCCAGAAAAACGCAUGUAAAAUUUUUUAUACAUUGAUUUGCAUUUUAAUGAGGGAAAUAGGUAUUUGACCCCCUCUCAAUCAGAUUGGAAUGGAAUUCCGAGUUGGAUGACCGUAUUUUCUCAGUCGGAGCUCAUGUUUUUCAUUUGAGUUCCCAGUUGUCUUGAAGUCACUGAAGUCUGAGAAUGUGGCAGAAGUCAUGCAGGAUUGACAGCAUGGCCAAUGUAUUCAACUUUUAUGGCCCAUGGUGUUGAAUGUUUAUCCUUUUAAGCUUGGAAAAGAGACCCUUAAACCCAGACUUGGACCACAUACCCAUUCCACUGAAUAGCAGGCUAGUGAUUGCUUUGCAAAGCUUGCAUUUAGCCACUGAUUCCUUCCAAACCACUCAUUGUUGAAUUUGCGAUUUCCAACUUGUUGUGUAAUGUUUAUGUCCAAUUGCCGAUGAGCACCGAUACGUUUUAUCUAUAAUUUCUCUUCAUUAUUUCUCUUCAUAUGACAAGGAUUAAAAAGGAUUUGCCAGUAGAUUGUCAACUUGAUUCAUGAUGAUGACUGCUAGCUUGCUAGCUAAGAUUUUGAAAGUAUGAUGUUGACAUGAUCAGUCCAAUCAAAGCUACGGUAGAUACAACAUGAUUUGACGUCCUUUUAUCUGUGGCCAAUGAACUUGAGCCUUCUUGGAUGGGCACUUCUAAUGUAACUCUAUGGCAGCACCCAAGGGUCUGGAAUUUUCUAGCUCUACCCGUAGAUUUUGCGGUGAGGUAGUGUCCCCAUGAGUGACAGAACACUGAGCCAAUCACGGCGCAACUAGAGAACAUUAUCAACCCCUAUGCUCCAUAUUUUCCGCUGGCUGCCCCACCACCACCACAGAAAGCACUGAGCUAGGCUGAAACACCUACAUUUUGGUGCUGCCUUACUCAAGAAAGCAAAAAAGAGACGGUGUUUGCAAACUGAUGUGUGACACGUAUUAAUGGCAAAAUAACAUGCAAAACAGGCAACAACCAAAACACCUGUUUUGAGUUGGGGCUCAAAACAGGUGGGGCUCUGCGCCACCUGCCCUGAAUGACGGGUCGCCACUGGUACUUUGUAACAUCUAUGUAUGUAUGAUAUUUAGCUUGUUGUUGAUGAGUGAUGCUUAUUGUUGAUCUGGCCUCUACCCUGUGAGGUCUGGAGAUAACCGCCCCACUGCAGAGGAACCUCCACUUGGGCUCCAACAUGGUUGUGGAGUGUUCUGUGUACGAGCCCACCCCACGGGUCAUUGCCCAACCCCCUCCUGUGACCCGGCCAAGCAAGAGAGGCACCUGGAAGACUGACAGCACCUCCAGCACAUCCAGUGAGUACAUUCUCUGUUGUUUUAAUGUCCCUAUGAGCCUAAUGUCAGAAUGGUAGUAGAAAAUGACAACUGAUGUAAUUAUUAAGUUGGUCUUUUUUUAGUGAUUUUGAUGUUGUAUAUAUUAUUGUUAUUAUAAAAAAUCUGUAUUAGUACCAAAAUAGUGCUUUUGUAAAUAUAAUUUUUGUUUGGAGAAGUGAUGAAAUCUGAAACACAUUUGUUGUGCUGAUCAACUCUGAUUAUUUCCAUAUCCCGUAUGGUCAUUAUGUCUAAAAGAUAAAAACCUGUAGCACAUUACUCUCCCCAUUAUUGUUGCUCUACUCAGCUCCUCUCUCUAAGUGGCUUUCAUCUCUAGCUAUUAAUGUGCACUCUUGGGUGUUCAUAGCUACCUACCACAAGCUCUUGUUCAAGAAACUGUUUCACAAUGACUUGAAGUGUCUCUUUCUUUCCUGAGCUUACGUUUUACUUUUACUUUCCCAAGGUAGUGGCAGUAACAGACUCAGCACACAUAGUACGAUUAGCUACAGCAGUGGAACUGAGCCAGACUUUGAGGUGAGGCCAAAUUGUCUCUUCAAAGCCCAGUUCACACAAAACACUUUUGGUAUAUUUCUGUCUUUGUGAAUGCAUGGUUCAGUAAACAAGCUUAUUUGUAUUCGUACAUGUAGUUGCUGGAGAGAUAUUCAAUCCAAUGGAAUCAACUUACCGCAAAAAAAAACAUUCAGUUAUACAGUACAUUUGUAAUUGACAUCUUGCAAAAAAAACGAUCAUACUUAUGAAGGCACAAUGUACUUAUUUAUUAUGUACUCUUGUCAAUGUAUUUACAAUCUGUCAACUGCGACAGUGCUUUUGUAGAUUCCCUGAUUAUUACUUAUGCUGUGUAUUGAUUUGAUCCAUGGAAAGGACACAGUAGACUUCCUCCCUCUACCCCCACGACCCCCAUGGACCUCUGAAGCCGCACCUCUACCUCCUCCCCCCAGAAUCCCCCCACGACUCCCAGACAGGUAAGCCCACUCUCUGGAUAAGAGGCCCUUUCAUACGUUCCUGUGUCAGGAUCGCAGAAACUUGCUGUAACUUGAUUACAGAAUGUUAUAUUACAUGUAAUGCAAUAUGGAAUUCCAGAAAGGCAACAUUGAAUCAGUAAUAUGACAUCAUCAUAGAUAGCAAGGUGACUUCCUCCUCACAGAAAUCAACAACCAAAUGUUACUUAAACAUGCAAUUUAUAGUAUUACAGCUGUAGCGGGUGAUGUUGGACUGAGUCAGACGCAGGAGAGUAAAUCACGGAAUAAAUGGUUUAAUCAAUAAACAGAGGUACGCAGCAAUGCGUAAUACACACCAGUGCGGACAAACGGCGCCCUGGGAAAAUAAGGCACACGGGUGAAUAACCCAGCGAUACACAAUAGAAACGAGCUCCACCGAGCUAUAAUCUCCUCUACAAUAAACAAUCACACACAAAGACAAGGGUGCAGAGGGAACACUUAUACAGGGACUGAUGAGGAGAUAUGAACCAGGUGUGUGUAUAAACAAGACAAAACAAAUGGAAUGAAGAUAUGAGGAGCGGCAGUGGCUAGAAGGCCGGUGACGACGAACGCCGAAACCUGCCCGAAAAAGGAGAGGAGGCAGCUUCGGAGGAAGUCGUGACAACAGAAAUAUGAUUAUUAUAAAAGUGAAGGAUCACAGAGGGUCUAAUGUUGCAGUAUAACAACCAAUGUUACAAUAUUACAAUGUGAUUUAUUAAUGCUGUAGAUAAAUCAAAUCAAAUCAAAUGUUAUUUGUCACAUACUCGUGUUUAGCAGAUGUUAUGGCGGGUGUAACGAAAUGCUUGUGCUUCCAACAAAAACAAAAUACUGCAACGUUUCCUAAGAGCUAGUCGCGAGGCCGCCAUCUUCGUCUGCGCCAGGAUACAGAAAACAGCUCAACAAAGAGUAAACCAUUAAUUGAAUUUGAGAAUAUGACAUAUUGAAAAGACAAGCACACUUGAGAAACAUAUCAGUGAGUAUUCUACACUGUAGGCAACAAGCAGUGGUAAAAGUUAGAUGACAGAAACGAUAAAGAGGAAAUAUCGCCCACCACUUACUGGGCUGUCAGAGAGGAAACCUGAUGUGUGAAGAGGCUAUAUACAAGUGCAACAUUUUUCUUCAUGAGCUAACAUGAAAACUUGUUACAUGGUAGAGAGAUGGAUAGAUGUUGAGUUUAGUUUAACAUAAAAAUGUUUAUAUUAUGCUACGAAUAGAGAGUUUUACUUGUCUAGUUUCAUGUUCACUGUAUUCAUAUGAACAUUUGCAUUAUAGAGCCUUGGUCAAAAUGCAGUAUGAAUGUAGUCAUAGAUGUCUAUAAGCAGUUAUUAGCACCAAAGUUGUCCAUUAUAAUACAUGAUGCACUGCUCAUAAGGAGUUAAACAUGCAUUAUGAAGAGGGUAUUCAAAAGCAGUGUUACCAUUUAUUCUUCCUAAUUGUAAUGAAACUGGACAGAAUAUAUAUUUGUAGAUAGCUAUGUGCAUCUUGCAUCUCAUGUGAGUAAACUGAGUUGAUAUGCAACUGCCAACCACAAAACCAACACCGACCAUAAUGAUUGCAAAAAAACACUUAUGAUUCUUUACCCUAGAAGUUGAACUGUGUCAUAGGCUAUAUUUUGAAAUGUAAAAAAAAAUAUGCAUAUCCAGUUAUUGCAGCUGAAAGUAUGUCUGAUUUCUUAUAGAGCUGAGACUUACUGGACUAACUGUGAGACAGACAAUCAGCUACACUACAUGACCAAAUGUAUGUGGAAACCUUCUUGUUGAACAUCUCAUUCCAAAAUCAUGGGCAUUAAUAUCGAGUUGGUCCCAGCUUUGCUGCUAUAACAGCUUCCACUCUUCUGGGAGGGCUUUCCACUAGAUGUUGGAACAUUGCUGCGGGGACUUCCUUCCAUUCAGCCACAAGAGCAUUAGUGAGGUCCGGCACUGAUGUUGGGCGAUUAGGCCUGGCUCGCAGUCGGCGUUCCAAUUCAUCCCAAAGGUGUUUGAUGGGGUGGAGGUCAGGGCUGUGUGCAGGCCAGUCAAGUUCUUCCACACCGAUCUCGACAAACUAUUUCUGUAUGGACCUCGCUUUGUGCACAGGGACAUUGUCAUGUUGAAACAGGAACAGGCCUUCCUCAAACUGUUGCCACAAAGUUGGAAGCACAGAAUCGUCUAGAAUGUUAUUGUAUGCUGUAGCGUUAAGAUUUCCCUUCACUGGAACUAAGGGGCCUAGCCCGAACCACGAAAAACAGCCCCAGACCAUUAUUCCUCCCCAACCAAACUUGACAGUUGGCACUAUGCAUUCGGGCAGGUAGCGUUCUCCUGCCAUCCCCCAAACCCAGAUUUGUCAGUCGGACUGCCAGAUGGUGAAAUGUGAUUAAUCACUCCAGAGAACAUGUUUCCACUGCUCCAGAGUCCAAUGGCGGCAAGUUUUACACCAUUCCAGCCGACGCUUGGCAUUGCGCAUGGUGAUCUUAGGCCUGUGUGCGGCUGCUCGGCCAUGGAAACCCAUUUCAUGAAGCUCCCGACGAACAGUUAUUGUGCUGACGUUGCUUCCAGAGGCAGUAUGGAACUCGGUAGUGAGUGUUGCAACCAAGGACAGACGAUUUGUACGUGCUACACGCUGCAGCACUUGGCGGUCCCGUCCUGUGAGCUUGUGUGGCCUAACACUUCGCGGCUGAGCCGUUGUUGCUCCUAGACGUUUCCACUUCACAAUAACAGAACUUACAGUUGACUGGGGCAGCUCUAGCAUGGCAUAAAUUUGAUGAACUGACUUGUUGGAAAGGUGGCAUCUUAUGACGGUGCCACAUUGAAAGUCACUGAGCUCUUCAGUAAGGCCAUUCUACUGCCAAUGUUUGUCUAUGGAGAUUGCAUGGCUGUGUGCUCGAUUUUAUACAUCUGUCAGCAACGGGUGUAGCUGAAAUAGCCAAAUUUGAAGGGCUGUCCACAUACUUUUGUAUAUAUAGUGUAUAAGGGGCUCUACAGUAUGAGACAGUAAAAGGGUGCAGCCAUUAAAAAAUAUAUAUUUAUAAUAAAAUAUUUUUUUCUCCUCAAUUUCGUGAUAUUCAAUUGGUAGUUAUGAUCUUGUCUCAUCGCUGCAACUCCCCAACGGGCUCGGGAGAGGCAAAGGUCUAGUCGUGUCCUCCGAAGCAUGACCCGCCAAGCCGCGCUGCCUCUUAACACCUGCUCGCUUAACCCGGAAGCCAGCCGCACCAAUGUGUCAGAGGAAACACUGUUCAACUGACAACUGAAGUCAGCUUGCAGGCGCCCGGCCCACCACAAGGAGUUGCUAGAGCGCGAUAAGCCUAGAAAAGGCCCCCUGGCCAAACCCUCCCCUAACCCGGACGACACUGGGCCAAUAGUGUGCCGCCCUAUAGGACUCCCUGUCACGGCCGGCUGUGACACCGCCUGGGAUCACCUUGGCCAUUUUAAUAAUUCCCCUGAGAGAUACACUCUUUUGAAAUGACCGGAAAUACUGUUUGUCUCACAUGAACAUAUGGAAUUGUUUUAAGAAGGUCAUACCAAGGAUAAUUUAGCAAUUUGAUUUAGAAUUUUAAGACCCCUUGAAGUAUAAAAAAGUAUAUAUAAAAAAUUAUUUGAUGAAAAUGUGUAUUUGAACUUAGUGCAAUUAGCCCAUACAAACGCAUUGAAUAACAUUCACUACAUGGAACUGUAAUGAAUACUCAGGGAGAAAAAGGUGUAGAUUCACACGCAGAGCGCGGCAAGUGUUUAUUACGCCUUCGCAGAAGGCAGGAAUUGUGGUCACAGGCAGGCAAUGGUCAUACACAGAUAGGCAAACAGGCAGGUGAAACAAAACUAUGACUGAAGGCUAAAACUGGUUCUCACAAACGAGCUAGGAAAAGUCUUAGUAGAGUCAAAACGAACAAUACCUCACAAGGCACAAACAGAAAGAACUGAAGUAAAUAAGGAGCUGAUGAGACCAGGUGAGUAACUAACACAGGUGAAAUCAAUGAACAAAAAUGAAAGACAGGGCUACGUUCAAGAACACAAAGAAACAGGGCUACGUUCAAGAACACAAGGUGAAAUAAGAAAAUAAAUACAGAACCUUACAGGAACAACAGAUAGUCCCCAAAAAACAACAGUGUCUGUCCUAUAGCUGAGAGAUAUAAGAAAGAUCAGGCGGAUGCGGUGGAAUGAGACGCAACCAAUGAAAAAAACACAGAUAUCUCUAGCUUAAACUGACAUAUUGUUAUGUUUGUUAUUAUGAUGCUAAUUAGGGGGUUUCAUCUCUGUUUAAUUUGUCAAGCCAAGUGUAACCAUGUUGUUAUCUGUUAUACAUUUUAGGGCUGCAGAGAGUUUGCUGGAGGAGCGUUACAUAUCAUGCCCCUCUCGAGCUCUUCCUCAGAGACCACCUCAGAGGACCACCUCUCCCCCUCACAUACCCCGGAGAACACGAUGAUACACAGCUCUGUUGUUAUAUGAUUUUUGAAUGACUGCCCUCUAAAAUAUCUAUCAAGAUCUAAUCAGGCAGUGUUAUUUACAGU
Coregonus sp. 'balchen' is the source of this 18761-nucleotide messenger RNA. NCBI's taxonomy places the organism in Eukaryota, Metazoa, Chordata, Actinopteri, Salmoniformes, Salmonidae. The record is from the annotation of a GenBank genome assembly.